AGGAGGGAGGGCUACCGUGGGGGCUGUCAGGGGUAAGUGGUUGAGGGCCAUGAUGGGCGAAGCGGCCGUGGCCGCGGGACCUUGUCCGCUACGUGAGGAUAGCUUCACGCGCUUCUCGUCGCAGAGCAAUGUCUACGGGCUGGCGGGAGGCGCGGACGGGCGCGGGGAGCUGCUGGCUGCCACCCUUAAAGGAAAGGUGCUGGGCUUCCGCUACCAAGACCUCCGACAGAAAAUUCGGCCCGUGGCCAAGGAGCUGCAGUUCAACUACAUUCCCGUGGAUGCCGAGAUCGUCUCCAUUGACACCUUCAACAAGUCGCCCCCAAAGCGAGGCCUGGUUGUGGGGAUCACAUUCAUCAAGGAUUCAGGGGACAAGGGCAGCCCCUUCCUUAACAUCUACUGUGACUAUGAGCCUGGCUCUGAGUACAACCUGGACUCCAUUGCCCAGAGCUGCCUGAACCUAGAGCUCCAGUUCACCCCUUUCCAGCUGUGCCAUGCAGAGGUCCAGGUUGGGGAUCAACUGGAGACUGUGUUUCUCUUGAGUGGGAAUGACCCAGCCAUUCAUCUCUAUAAGGAGAAUGAGGGGCUGCAUCAGUUUGAAGAGCAGCCUGUGGAAAACCUCUUCCCAGAGCUCACAAACCUGACCAGUAGUGUCCUCUGGCUUGAUGUCCACAACCUGCCUGGCACCUCGCGGCGACUUUCAGCUCUCGGCUGUCAGAGUGGUUAUGUCCGUGUGGCCCACGUAGACCAGCUGAGUCGAGAGGUUCUGCAAACGUGGACGGUCCUGCAGGAUGGCCCCAUCUCUCGAGUGAUUGUGUUCAGCCUCGCGGCCCCUGAGGAGGCCAAGGACAGGCCCCAGCGGGAAGAGUACAGCGUGCUCGUGGCCAGCAUGUUGGAGCCGGCAGUGGUGUAUCGGGACCUGUUGCACCAGGGCCUUGAUGAUCAGCUUCUCCUGCCCGGCAGUGACCAGUUUGACAGCGUCCUCUGUGGCCUGGUCACUGACGUAGAUUUGGAUGGGCGGCCGGAAGUCCUGGUGGCCACCUAUGGACAGGAGCUGCUCUGCUACAAGUACUGCAGGCCACGGUCCGGGGGCCCCGAGGCCGAGAGCGGAUUCCACCUGUUGUGGCAGAGGAGCUUCUCCAGCCCGCUGCUGGCCCUGGCACACGUGGACCUGACUGGGGACGGGCUGCGGGAGCUCGCUGUGGUCUCCCUGAAGGGCGUGCACAUCCUGCAGCACAGCCUGAUCCAGGCCUCAGAGCUGGUCCUGACCCGGCUUCAGCAUCUAGUGGAGCAGAGGAGACGUCAGCCACAAAGACUGGGGGACUGAGGGGGUCCAGGGCCUGCUGAGACCCCAGCCUCCUGAGCGCCCAGGCCUGGGGGCAGUUCACUGGGGUAAUCACCUCCACCAUUUAUGGUGGGGGAGCAUCCUGAGGAGGGGAUGGUCUCCCCAGAUCCCACAGGGGGAUGGAGCUGCGAGUUCCUACUGCGGCUCUGCCCCAGUGUGCCCUGUAGCCCCUUUCUGUGCCUCAGUGUCCCCCGUUGAAAAUGGGAUGGUCUCACCCAACCCCCUUCCCAUUCCCCACGAGAACUGGUCAACCAACAAGUAUGUAUAAGUCAGAAGAAAGAACUGGACUUUCAGUCGUCUUCAUUCUUUUGUCCAACAAGCAUUAAAUGAGCGUCUGCUGCCUGCCAGGCUGUGUUGGAUGCUGCCUCCACCCAGAAGCGUGGAAGGAGGAGGAUAUGGGGAGAAGAUACAAAGUUGGACCCAGAAGCAGGCCUAAGGAGAGAUGGUGGUGUAGACCUCAGAGGAAGGAAAUCCAGUGAGUUAGGCCCUAGCAGAGAAGCUGAUGCUAAAGCGCACAGAAAAGACUAGAAUAUCAGGACAGAGGGUAAACCCCAGUGGAAAGCUCUGCAUCUGAGCUUAGGUCCCAGUGGGAAGAUAAGGAAACUGAGCCUCAAAAGAAAGGACAUGGGUGAAAGGACUGCUCUGGUCAAAUUGCAGCAGAGGGUCUGAGGCUAGACCCCCAGUGAGUAAUGCUGAGGUCAGACCCUAAUAAAAAUUACCGUGGUUAGACCCUGUGCCAAGGGCCAAGGUUAGACCCCUCGCAGAAAGUAAUUGAGUUUAGAUCACAGAUGGGGAGCGCUGAGGUGGGACCCGGGCAGAGAGCACCCAGGAUAUUCCAUGCUGGAAAGGACUAAGGUUAGACCUCAUUGAAAAGCCGAGGGGCUUGGGGGACCAGGGAGCCGGGCACAGGCUGAUUUCCCUAGCCCGUGGCCGUAGCAGCUGCCCCCUUCUGUGGCCCAUUCCAUGGCAGCAGGAGAAGGAAUCAGGGGCCUACAUGGCAGGGACUAGAGGAGGGCAGGGCUGCCAGAAGAAAUCUUGCCCUCCCCCAUCACAGACCAGGAAUAGAAUCCGGGUCAGGAGGGCUGGGGAGUAAUUCUUGAGUGGGAUCCAGGCUGGUGGGGAGAGUGGGCUCCUUCCUCCCCGGGGCAGGAGUUGAGGGGAGCUCCUGCUUCCUGGGCGAGAGGGGCAGGAACCGCAGUCAUUCCGGCCGCCCGUCCACCUCCUGCUACGGAUGUCCCCUCAUUCAUCUGACCACCUGUGCUGACCAAGUGGUAAAGACCAAGGUGCCAGCUCUCCGCAGUGGGUUUUUAGGAAGUAGGGGCUCACGGAUUCUUGUCCACACGUCUUCAUCUCUGUCUCCCAGAACUUGAGCCCGAGCGUGGGAAAUGGCAGGGAGCUGGACCUGCUCCCUUCUCCUGGCAGCAGGCCCAAGGGUGUCCAGCCAGGACUGGCGGUGGGCACUGGCAGGGGCCCCUCCCUCCUGCUGCCUGCCUGCUGGGUGGGAGUGGGAUCCUGGGGCGGGAUUUGGGGUAAGUUGAGUUAGGGAUGGUGCUGGUCUGUGAAGCGUGUAUGCAUGAUGUAUCCAUUUCAGGGCUUGUGAGUGUGUGUCUCCAAGCCUGGGCCACCCUCCUGGCCCUUCGCGGUACAUCUCCUGCCCCCUUGCCAGCUCCUCAGCAGGGACAGUGUGCUGUGUAGCGGUUCAGGGGGUAGAGCCUGGAGCCACGCUUUGCCACUGUGUGCCUCGGUUUUCCCAUUUAUACAAUGUCGCUAAUAGCACCUAUGUCACACGGUGGUUAGGAGGGUUGUGUCGGUGCACAAAUUUGUAACAAUGUCUGGCACAUGGUAAGGGACCGAAUGAAUGGUAACUUGUUAUUAUUAUUAA
Manis pentadactyla (Chinese pangolin) is the source of this 3224-nucleotide messenger RNA. RefSeq names its product kaptin, actin binding protein (gene KPTN). The transcript has 12 exons. Gene Ontology annotation, molecular function: actin filament binding. Gene Ontology annotation, biological process: negative regulation of TORC1 signaling; cellular response to amino acid starvation; actin filament organization. Gene Ontology annotation, cellular component: actin cytoskeleton; KICSTOR complex; lamellipodium. Bases 50 to 1324 code for a protein of 424 amino acids. The record is from RefSeq and is a predicted model, not a curated record. Lineage: Eukaryota; Metazoa; Chordata; Mammalia; Pholidota; Manidae.